AGUUUCAGAUUGGUCUAGGCUAGGCGAACCAAUCCAGUUUGUGUUGUUUAUGGUUAUUAGAAUGCGUUAUUAGAUUAAUUCCCUUUCCUCUUGUUUUUCCAGUAUUCUCCUAUAAAGACAUUAAGGCAAUACAAAUACAUGCAAGAGUCAUGGAGGACCGAGGGACCUGGACGCUGACGGCCGUAACCGUCGCUUGUGUCGCCGCACUCUAUGUUCCUACUGUGCAGAGAACAUUACCUGGAGGGGACUCAGGAGAGCUGAUCACCGCUGCCUGUGAACUGGGGGUGGCCCACCCUCCGGGCUACCCCACCUUCACCCUACUGGCCCGCCUGGCCAUGGGGCUGUUGCCCUCCUUCUCCCCGGCCCACAGUGUCAGCCUGAUGUGCGGGCUCCUGGGGGCCCUGGCCAGCGGGGCGCUCUGUUUCACCGUCUGCAGGCUGUCCGGUCCGGGUCCCGGGGCACUGCUGGCCGGGGGGGCGUUCGCCGUGACGAGGCUCACCUGGCAGUGGUCCACCGUGGCGGAGGUCUUCAGCCUCAACAACCUGUUUGUAGGCCUGCUCUUCUCCCUGAUUGCCUGCUUCUACAAUCCGGGCGUUAGGAAUCGGUCCUUAGAUGCCUCGAAACGUAGGAAGAUUGCCCACCUGGGGCGCUGUGCCUGUGGCCUGGGGCUCUGUAACCAGCACACCAUGGUGCUGUUUGUUGUGCCCACCGCCCUCUGGGUCCUAGUGCAGCUGCACUCCGACGGGGGGCUGUCUCUCCGCCUCCUGGUGACCCUGGGAGUGUGUUUCAUCACCGGGCUCGUGCCCUACGUCUACCUUCCCAUCUCCUCGAGCCUCAAUACGUCCCGCUGGAGCUGGGGAGACCAGACCGACCUCUCGGGCUUCCUCACCCACCUGCUGAGGAGAGAAUACGGCACCUUCAGCCUGGCUAAGACGGAGAGCUCUGUAACCGUGGCUACGAUGCUGAAGGCCCAGGUGGACCACUGGUAUGCUGACUAUCCCUUUCUCUUCUGCCUGGUCUUCUACCCUGCUUUUUACAAUGGGUAUGGCAAGGUGUCCGGGCUGUUUACCACUAUGCUAUGCGUCUACAUGCUGUUCUUCGCUUGGAGGGCCAAUCUGGACAUCAGCAAACCCCUGCUGCUGGGUGUGGUGGAGCGUUUCUGGCUACAGAGUGACGCUAUCGCCGUUGUGCUGGCGGGCCUGGUUCUGGGUGGCCCCAAGGGUGGGUUGAUGAAGAGACUAGGCUACCGGAGGCUGUGGAGGACCUCAGGAUGGGUGGUCACCGUGGGGGUGCUGGUACACAUGGCCCACUCUAACUACUGGACUUGCGAUCAGAGCCGCAACGAUGUGGUGGAGAACUUCGGGAGGCAGAUCCUGGCCUCCAUGCCCCGGAAGGCCAUCGUCCUGACCCGGGGAGACCUGCCGGGAAACACCCUGCGCUACCUGCACUACUGCCGGGGCGUGCGGGCCGACGUCACCCUGGUGGACCAGGAGAUGAUGACGUACCCCUGGUACGUGGCCAAGCUGAGGAGCCACCACCCUGGGGUCCACUUCCCUGGUCGCUGGUGGGACCCGGUGCGCUCGGAGGAGAAAGGAACCUUCAGCCUGGAGCACUUCCUCUCCAACAACACACAUAGGCCUGUGCUUGCAUGCAUCGGUCUGACUGAUGGGGACCCCAGCUGGGAGCGGAGCUUCACCCGUUGGCCCCUGGGCGUGUGCGACCUCCUUGUCCCUGCCCACACACACUUCCACCCUGAGGACUGGGCUCACCGCACCCGCAACCUCUACCAGUGGAGCCAGCCCCACAACAGUUUCCAUCCCGGUUCCUGGGAGCAUGUUGCUAACGAAGAGAUGUGGCAGGCCAGGAUGAAGACGGCUUUCUUCCUCUACGACCUCGCAGAGGGCAUGGAGGGCGACGGGAAGGCACGCCUCUAUCAGCUGUCCUACACCCUCUACAAGGAGAUUGUGGAGGCCUACCCAGUGUACCCCCCCAACUGGGACAGGAACAUGGCCCUGGCCUGCGAGAGGCUGCUCCGCUCGGGCCCCCAGGGGCCCGGUGUGGCCGAGCGCCUGCUGUCCUGCGGCAUCAAGCACUUCUCCCUGUACCUGACCAAGGAGCGGCAGGAGCCCCAGGCCCCGGCCAUACGCUCGGCCAUCGCUCAGCUGCUCCAGGAGCGGGAGCGGCUCCGGCAGAACCUGGUGCAGGGCCCCUGAACCGGCCCCCCGUCGGGCCCCUCUAACGUAGCCCGCACCCGGGGUGGAAGCGGAGAGAGGGGGCUCCUGGGAGCCAGCUGGAGGUCUGAUCUGACUACUUUUUGGAAAAAAACAAUGAUUGAGUGUUUCUUGAUUAUGUGAGAUUCUUUGCAAUGGGUCGAAUGGGUCUUUCGAGUUUGGGACUGGCACCUUACAGGGGCCGCGUGGGACCGUGGAACGAGACGACACAGUGAGGCUACGGCCACAACGUGGUUUAGAAGCCGAGCAGACACGGUGGACGUGAUUGGACUUUGGUGGACUGGAUGUUUCCCGUCUGACCCGCCGGGUCCUCCCGGGACAGGCCUGGACUUUGGGAAAACCCAGUUGACCCCAAUCAAAUCACUCCCGCCUCACUCGGCUGCGUCUUCGCAGCCUGUUUUUUUCCCUCCACUCUGACCAGCGUUUAUGUGAUGAUUAUUCAGCCUUUGCCUGCUGCUAAUGUGAGAAAAAAAAGAGCUGGGCUGGGAUUGAGGGGAAAACCCAAUUCCAAGCGCCGAAACGGGGAUUAGUGCUGCUGUUUAAUCUGGGACAGACUGGUGCCGUUGCUCACUGGCGUUUUCUACUGUGUCCUCUUUCUUCCCCUGCCUGCCCAGCCCUCCCUCUUCCAUCCGUCCAUCCAUCAUUCUAUCUUAGAUGGUCCUUUUAUACGUUUCGAAACCGAAUGGAUUCCCUCCCCUCUUCUCCACUAACAGCACAGCGAUAAUCCUUUGUGGAUUUAAAUAGAACAGCGGAAGCUACAAUGACGUGGAUGUGCGUUUUUUCGUGCGAGCGUCCUCACACACACGUUCACGUACGCACAUGCACACAGCUCAACAAACAGAACCUCGUUCUAGGGUAGCGGCCUCACACGUGGAGGGGCAGACUGAACCAGACCGGACGCCAAGCAUCCCCAGGGAGGCAGAGUCGGGCCCAGAGACCCAGGUGAUGUACCGCAGAGAGCCGCCCAGCACCGGGAGGCUUCAGUCGCACACUGUCUGGGAGUGUGGCUGUCCUUACUGAGGACCGCAUCCUCCUGCUGUUUAAGCCUAUAGGAUCUCUAGGAUAGGAUUAUAACCUUGGGAGGAUCUCUGCGUCUUUGAGGUGAAGUAGGUCUUUAGCCUCGACGAGAAGGGGGCUGAGAAGGUCAAGUACCGCGCAUUCUGACCUGCUGUCUUGCUAUUUUACCAGUGUUAAACUUGCCGUUUUAAUCAAUUGUUUUAAGUCUGUUUAUCUCAUUAAGCAUCUUUAGCGGGAGCUAAUGGGGGCGGGAAUGGGGUGCCGUUUUUAUCUGAAUGCUCUCAUGGUCUGAGUCUGAUUGCUUACCUUGCACAGAAUACUGUGAGGAAUCACAACACAUGAAGGUGGUGGCUUACUGUAUUAGUCAAUUAAAUCAGAAAUUCAGAUCUC
Molecule: messenger RNA, 3638 nt
Organism: Gadus morhua (Atlantic cod)
Lineage: Eukaryota; Metazoa; Chordata; Actinopteri; Gadiformes; Gadidae
Gene: tmem260
Product: transmembrane protein 260
Source: RefSeq, a predicted model, not a curated record